GUCUGAGUGUAGUCCAAAAGAACGAAUCGUCUACGAAGCACACAGCUUGUCUACAAGAAGGAGGAAGAGGAGGAGGAGUCACUCUAUGAAGAGGAAGAGUCACUACAUGAAGAGCAAGGCUGCAGUGUUGCUGCUCUGGAAAAAAGAUGUCUGUGGAGCUCUUCUCUGCGAGUCCUCCCGCUGGGAACAAUGAGAGUCUUCAAGCCAACAGAGUGGGAGGAAGUAAACCUCUACAUCGCUUCAUGAAGGCACAACCUCAGAGUGUUGGAGUGGCUGUUGUGAUUUUAGGGGUAUCUUUUAUCAUUGCGUCCAUUAUUAUGGGAGUAGAUCAUCCCGCUCACCAUUUGUGGCGAGUCACCCCGCUGGGAUACAUCACUGGAAUAAAGUUCAUGGCAUGUGGUGUUCUGUAUAUCAUCACAGAGCACAACCCAACCAAGAAAACUGUGACAGCAUCCUUGGCUCUCAGCAUCGUGACCAUCCUAUUCUCAAGUUUGAUGAUUUUUUUUCUCAUUCCCAACACUGAAAACCAUCGUUUUCGAACGGGUUUUGACCUUUAUGACACGGAAAACACGACUGCUAUCGAGGACGACACAUGGGCGUCACAUGCUGAGGCCCUUGCAAUAUCAAUUGAAGCCAUCUUCAUAUUCUAUAUGUUUGUUGGUCUAAUUAUUGUGUUGGUGAUGUCGGUGCUGGCUGGAGUUGCUCUGCGUUCCACCAAGACUCAGGCCACUGUAGUGUUGUCCACCAUCAACGCUCAAACAUCUGAUCAAUAACACCAUCAAGAUUUCAUCUUAGUGGGUAAUUCCACAUACUGUACUCAUUACACUACAUCUGGAUUUAGACUAGCAAUAAUAUUUCAAAUGUACCACUCAUUUACCUACAUGAAGUAAUACACGUGUUGACUAUAAAAUGGUUAUCUAAUAAUGAUAAUAAAUGUACAAUAAAAAAAUAUAUAUUUUAUAUCUUAUUUAAAUAUAUGAGAAUGCUAAAUAAUACUGUAAAUAACUAAGUCAUGAUGGUUUUUUCAAUGGACAAAAGUAUAAAAUGAUUACACAAUAUAAAACUGUUUUAAAAGACUAAUAUUUCAUUCAUGUUUAAUGAGAGUGUUGGUAACAAUCAAUUCCCCCUUUGUUUAUGUAUUUAUUUUUUAAUAAAAUAAUGACUGUAUGAAAUCA
Nerophis ophidion (straightnose pipefish) is the source of this 1175-nucleotide messenger RNA. RefSeq lists its product as uncharacterized. Bases 147 to 773 code for a protein of 208 amino acids. NCBI's taxonomy places the organism in Eukaryota, Metazoa, Chordata, Actinopteri, Syngnathiformes, Syngnathidae. The transcript is spliced from 7 exons. The record is from RefSeq and is a predicted model, not a curated record.